GCAAAAAGAUCGCCAUCUUAUAGUAACAAUACAAGUGAAAUGGAAUUUUUAUAAUGGCUCUUCGUAAAAUUUAACAAAUAUUUUAUACAUUUGGAAUGAUAAUUUUAUUCAUAUCAUUUUUAUUGUUGGCCCAGUCGAUUACGAUUGGACAAUGCCAAUUACCAGAUUCGCCAUGUCCAAAGUAUUUUCGCUAUUAUUAUGAUAAUAAAUUUUCCGAAAUUAUGGGCAUUGUUGAAAUUCCAUCGCCAUUACCGAGAAAAGUUCCCUUAAUGUUGAGAGUGACUUUUAAUUUUCUCUCCAUUUUACCCGAGAAGCACAAUGGAAGUUUGGAAUUUAUUAAACCGCAGGACAUUUAUGCUCCGGUGCAGCAGGCAAUCGACGAAGGAAAAUCGCUAUUUUAUCGACUUAGAUUCCCUGCACAGCAGCCAUUACCAUUUCUCAAGGAAAUACACUUUAACAAUCAACUCAUAUGUGUUGGCCCUGCAGAUAAGUGGCCAAUUGUAAAUGUCAUCGACUAUACAAAAAUUCUCUAUCCCCCGGAAUUUCUUUUUCGUUUUAAUAAUCAAAUUCCACAAAAUAAUACUAAUAGUUCAUUGGCGGGAGAAAUAAAUGAAAAUAUAAAAAUGGAAAAAAAUUGUGGUACAUCUAAAGUGAAAAAUUUAUCAAUUCUCUAUCUCAAUGAAAAUGGUGAGAAAACAUAUCCCGGUCAAUGGCCAUGGUUAACGGCAAUUUUUGUACGUUCAAAAACAACAUUUGAAUUUAAGUGUACCGGCAGUCUUGUUACACAAAAACAUGUAAUUUCAGUUGCACAUUGUUUCAUACAAAAUAGAGCAAAAAUAGUCGACGAAGUUUAUGUUCAACUUGGUAAAUAUUAUCUUGAUACUGAAAAUGAAUUGGAAUCAUUGGGACGAACAAUUUCCGAAAUAAGAUAUCAUCCAGAUUAUAUACAAAUUCCCUAUCCGCAUUCUGAUUCGGAUUUAGCGAUUCUCGUUCUAACUGAUCCUGUACAUUAUACAAUGAAUAUUCAACCAAUUUGCUUAUGGAACGAGCCUAAUGAUCUCGACAGGAUUAUUGGAAAAUCGGGAAUUGUCGUUGGAUGGGGAAAAUAUGGUGAGAAUUUUAAUGGUGAACCACAGGUGAUGAGUGAAAAAAUUGUCUCACAGGAGGACUGUUUACGCAGUAAUCUUGCGUUUGUUAUAAUAACAUCGAAUCGAACAUUUUGCGCUGGUAAUAGAAAUGGUAAAGGUCCAUGCAAUGGAGAUAGCGGAAGUGGUCUGCAAAUAUUAAAUUCUGAAACUGGAAAGUAUCAUUUACGUGGACUUGUUUCAUUGUCUCUUUCUGAUAAUGAAAGAAAGUCAUGUGACUUAAAUCAAUAUGUUGUGUACACUGACCUUGCGAAACAUCGUAACUGGAUUGAAAAUGCAAUUUCCGACGACGUUUGA
This is a messenger RNA of Leptopilina heterotoma, 1442 nucleotides long. RefSeq names its product serine protease gd-like. The coding region runs from base 96 to 1442 and encodes 448 amino acids. The transcript is spliced from 6 exons. Gene Ontology annotation, biological process: proteolysis. The record is from RefSeq and is a predicted model, not a curated record. Gene Ontology annotation, molecular function: serine-type endopeptidase activity. NCBI's taxonomy places the organism in Eukaryota, Metazoa, Arthropoda, Insecta, Hymenoptera, Figitidae.